UCCUCAAACGCACAAUAUAUUCCACUUCUUCAAACCAAACACAUAUAUCAAACAUGCCUCUCCGUGUUCGCGUUGUUUCCGUUGCCGGAGUCCAGGACGAAGAUGACUUUGGUUCCAACGACCUUUACGUUACUCUCACCACCGGCGGUCAGACGGAGAAGACCACCGUGAAGAAGGGAGCUGGUCGCCAAGCUAUCUGGGAUGAGGCCUUUGUGUUCCCCAAUUGGACCCCUGGAAGCCCCAUCGAGAUUGAGGUGAAGGACAAGGACCCCUUGAAGGACGACAAGCUCGGCAAGGUCAAGAUCACCCCCGAGAUCAGCGGUCCUGGUGAGAAGGAAGUCGUUGCGGAGCUCCACCACGGCCUCCUCCACAAGAAGCGUGGUGUUAUCAACUUGAUUGUCUCUGCCCAGUAAAUGAUACCCUGCACCCAUUCGCAAACAUGUCUGAGUCUUGUAUAUCCUGCAUCAUGAUACCUUUUGGAAAUAGUUUCGGGCAACUGCUUUUGAAUCAAAAAAUCUACACAUCUUUCA
This is a messenger RNA of Fimicolochytrium jonesii, 530 nucleotides long. RefSeq names its product C2 domain-containing protein. Bases 54 to 413 code for a protein of 119 amino acids. The transcript has 6 exons. The record is from RefSeq and is a predicted model, not a curated record. NCBI's taxonomy places the organism in Eukaryota, Fungi, Chytridiomycota, Chytridiomycetes, Spizellomycetales, Powellomycetaceae.